Messenger RNA from Saccostrea cuccullata (small rock oyster), 970 nucleotides. Its product is annotated as angiopoietin-related protein 7-like. Lineage: Eukaryota; Metazoa; Mollusca; Bivalvia; Ostreida; Ostreidae. The transcript is spliced from 5 exons. The record is from RefSeq and is a predicted model, not a curated record. The annotation marks the transcript as partial.
UUUAAUGACAAUGAAAAAAGAUUUUAUUUUUCAUUUAUAUCUUUUAAUUUCUGCGAUAUUUGGAUACGUUUAUUCAGUUGGAAAUCAACAGGAAAAACAAUUUCUUCGCAGUCCAACUUAUAGAAAAACAUCCAGUAUUUUACGGGAUAUCCUCAAACAAGAAUCUUCACUGCAAUUUUCUAUGGUGCAAAAAAUUCAGAACUUGGUUACGGAUGCUAUAGAAAACAAUAAUGUUACUGAAAUUUUAAGAAAAAGGCUUGUUUCUUUAGGAAACAAAGUUAACUCUAUUCAAUCAGAAAACCGAAAACUGGAGAACGCAUUGGAUGCAUCAUUAGAACAUUUCCAUGAGGAUCAGAAUGAAACAAACCUACAGUUACAGAAUGUUCCCUCAGUACCUAAGCCAAGUCAUCAUUGCUUUUACCCUUUUGAUUGUUUCGACAUCUAUAAUUGUGGGGAAAGAGGAACAGAUGUUUAUGACAUAUACCCCUUCACAGCCCCUGUUUCUACUAAAGUUUUGUGUGACAUGGAUUCCAAUGGAGGGGGCUGGACGGUUAUUCAGCGCAGGCAUCGAGAAAAUCGCCGUGUAGAAUUUAAUACUACAUGGAAUGAAUAUAAGAUAGGCUUUGGGGAUGCUCGAGGGAAUUAUUGGCUUGUUGAUGCAUUUAGAAAGCACCUGCUGAUUAACCAACCGUUUUCAACAUACGACCAUGACAAUAACAACAGGUGUGCAGCCAAGUCUGGAUCUGGUUGGUGGUACAAUUUCUGUACUCACAAGGGAAAUGAUGAACUUAGUUCGGAAAACUCAAAGAUUAAAGAACAACUGAAAUUCUUAAAGAAAAUAGAAGUAGCCAGUCUAAGGAAUGAAACCAUUAUGCUUAAACAACAAUAUGAUUCUUUGUCACAAGAGAAGGAAAGGAUGGAAUGCAAGUUAAAUCAAGUAGAAAAGGAGCUAAGAUCCACUUACAUCGAA